Gossypium raimondii (Peruvian cotton) is the source of this 1937-nucleotide messenger RNA. RefSeq names its product cyclin-dependent kinase E-1. The coding region runs from base 361 to 1800 and encodes 479 amino acids. Gene Ontology annotation, biological process: protein phosphorylation. The transcript has 3 exons. The record is from RefSeq and is a predicted model, not a curated record. NCBI's taxonomy places the organism in Eukaryota, Viridiplantae, Streptophyta, Magnoliopsida, Malvales, Malvaceae. Gene Ontology annotation, cellular component: mediator complex; nucleus. Gene Ontology annotation, molecular function: RNA polymerase II CTD heptapeptide repeat kinase activity; ATP binding; cyclin-dependent protein serine/threonine kinase activity.
GAAUUUCCUAAUUAAAACCCCCCACUUUCCCUGCUCUUCCAGGUGACCGCCAUUCAGGCAAGAAUCAGGGUCAUGCAAAACAUUGAUUCAAAUUCUCUUUUAAUUUCAGCGUUAUUUUGAAUUUAUUUUUGAAGUAAUUUGAGGAACCCUAGUUUACCCAACUUGAAAGAUAUUUUCAUGCAAGAAGGUCAAAUUUCUUUUCCUACGAAACUUAAAUGAAAAGUUCAAGCUUGUGAACAGUUGAUUUCCAGUAAGGAGAUUUUGGAUUGAAUUCGUGGCGAGUGAAACUCGUGGGACGACGCCGUUGUUGUUCUUGGUCAACAAAUUUUGUGGUGCCGAAUGUUGUAAAGCACAGAAACCAUGGGAGAUGGCAAUAACACCUCAGGCAGAGGCAUUGGAGCCAAUAAUACUUCAUCCAGCAACAGUGAGAAGCCGGAGUGGUUGCAACAAUACAAUCUGCUCGGCAAAAUUGGUGAAGGUACUUAUGGUCUCGUGUUUCUUGCAAGAAUCAAGUCAGCGACAAAUCGUGGAAAAUGCAUUGCUAUAAAGAAGUUCAAACAGUCUAAGGAUGGGGAUGGUGUCUCCCCUACUGCUAUCCGAGAAAUCAUGUUGCUUCGGGAGAUUUCUCAUGAGAAUGUUGUGAAGCUUGUUAAUGUGCACAUUAAUCAUGCGGAUAUGUCGUUGUACUUGGCUUUCGAUUAUGCUGAAUAUGACCUCUAUGAAAUCAUUAAGCACCAUAGGGACAAAGUUAAUCAUACCAUGAACCAAUACACUGUUAAGUCAUUGCUUUGGCAGCUGCUUAAUGGAUUGAACUAUCUUCAUAGCAACUGGAUCAUACAUCGAGAUCUAAAGCCGUCAAAUAUAUUGGUUAUGGGUGAUGGUGAUGAACAUGGGGUUGUCAAAAUUGCUGAUUUUGGACUUGCUAGGAUUUAUCAAGCUCCAUUAAAGCCAUUAUUUGAAAAUGGUGUGGUUGUAACUAUUUGGUACCGUGCACCUGAAUUGCUUCUUGGUGCCAAGCACUAUACCAGUGCAGUUGAUAUGUGGGCUGUUGGGUGUAUUUUUGCCGAGCUUUUGACUUUGAAGCCACUUUUUCAAGGUGCGGAAGCUAAAUCUACACCAAAUCCUUUUCAACUCGACCAGCUGGACAAGAUAUUUAAGAUCUUAGGCCAUCCCACCUUGGAAAAGUGGCCUACACUUGCAAGUCUUCCACAUUGGCAAUCGGAUGUACAACACAUUCAAACACACAAGUACGAAAAUGCUGGACUUCAUAGUGUUGUUCAUCUUUCUCCGAAGAGUCCUGCAUUUGACUUGUUAUCUAAGAUGCUUGAAUAUGAUCCUCGUAAGCGUAUAACAGCUGCACAGGCCUUAGAGCAUGAGUACUUCAAAAUGGAGCCCUUACCAGGUCGCAAUGCACUGGUACCGAGCCAACCAGGAGAGAAAAUAAUCAAUUAUCCUACUCGUCCGGUGGACCAGAACACUGAUUUCGAAGGGACAGCUAGCAUUCAGCAACCCCCGCAAUCCGUGUCAUCUGGGAAUGUAGCUGGAGGCAUGGGUGCUCACCUAGGGAGAAAUGGAUCCGUUAAUCGGCCCAUGCCACCUCCUAUGCAAAGAAUGCCACAAGGCAUUAUGGCUUAUAAUUUCCCAUCUCAGGCUGGAGUGAGUGGUGGAAUAAACCCAGGAGGCAUGCCAAUGCAACGAAACCUCGCAACCCAAGCUCAUCAACAACAACAGUUGAGAAGGAAAGAUCCGGGAAUGGGCAUGACCGGAUACCCACCGCAGCAAAAAUCGAGACGCAUGUAAGAAAAUUUUUAACUUCUGAUAUGUUAAUUAUCUGGAAUGUAAUUGAGUUCGGCGUUGUAUUCUUUGGAUUUCAGUAUAUUAUUAAACUUGGGAGAUCUAUAAUCUAUUAAUGUGAGCUCUCUGCAUAUUCAAUCUUC